Messenger RNA from Peniophora sp. CBMAI 1063, 2652 nucleotides. Lineage: Eukaryota; Fungi; Basidiomycota; Agaricomycetes; Russulales; Peniophoraceae. The record is from the annotation of a GenBank genome assembly.
AUGGCGUACAACGCCCACCCGGACCCUUACUACGGCCAUGGGAACAGCGGAUUGCACGACACUGGUGUCGCGCCUGGCCCUCCGCCCCCGCCUUCCGCUGGCUACGGUCACCCGCAACCUCACUCCAACUACCAACCAAACGGAUAUAACAAUGUUCAACAUACAUCACCCAACACGCCGUACUACGAGGAGAGCAAGAAGUCCUUCGACGGUCGCUCUUACAACUCGACCUACGCUGGUUCCCAGGUCCAUCUCAACCCUUCGGGCUACGAGCUUUCUGAAGUCGGCCUUGGUCCCCCGCCCGUGCCCUCCCUGAACUACGCGCAAAAUUAUCCGCCUGGCCAGCGACCGCUCAUCCAUCAGCAAAGCACCGGGUACUCGAUGGCUCGCGAGAAGAUGAUGAAGCGUCGUUCUGUUCGCCAGGUCCAGCUCCAGGAGGGAAACCUGGUGUUGGAUGUCCAGGUCCCGUCGCACAUCGUUCCGCGCGGGAUGACCGGCGAAGAGUUCACUAAGAUGCGCUACACUGCUGCAACUUGCGACCCCGACGACUUCAUGCGCAGCAAGUAUUCUCUGCGCCCUUAUCUCUACGGCCGUCAGACCGAGCUCUUCAUUGUCAUGACCAUGUACAAUGAGGACGAGGUUCUAUUCACUAGGACGAUGAACGCUGUGAUCAAGAAUGUUGCCCAUCUAUGCUCUCGCAACAAGUCCAAGAUGUGGGGCGCAGAAGGCUGGAAGAAGGUUGUCGUCUGCGUAGUCUCCGACGGUCGCAACAAGAUCAAUAAGCGGACCCUGCACGUUCUGUCUCUCAUGGGGUGCUACCAGGAGGGUAUCGCCAAGGAUACUGUCGGUAGCAAGGACGUCACGGCCCACAUCUUCGAGUACACUACCAACGUGAUCGUCUCGGCCUCUGGCGAGGUCUCCACCGGCUCUUGUCCCGUACAGAUUCUGUUCUGCUUGAAGGAGCAGAACAAGAAGAAGCUCAACUCGCAUCGCUGGUUCUUCAACGCAUUUGGCCCUCUCUUGAAGCCGAACGUUUGCAUUUUGCUCGAUGUUGGCACGAAGCCCACUGGCACCAGCAUCUACGAACUCUGGAAGUGCUUCGACAAGCACAAGAACGUCGGCGGCGCCUGUGGCGAGAUCUGUGUUGAGCCCGGUCGCGGCUGCAGCGAGAUUCUCAAGUCCCCUUUGGUCGCAUCUCAAAACUUCGAGUACAAGAUGUCGAAUAUCUUGGAUAAACCCCUGGAGUCAGUCUUCGGCUACAUCUCUGUGCUUCCCGGCGCCUUCUCCGCCUAUCGCUACCGCGCGUUGCAGAACGGGCCGAAUGGUGAAGGUCCGCUGCAGAAGUACUUUCUCGGCGAGACAAUGCACGGGGGAGGCUCCGACGGAGCUGGUCUUUUCGAGCGCAACAUGUACCUCGCCGAAGACCGUAUCUUGUGUUUCGAGAUCGUCACGAAGAAGCACGAGGGGUGGAUCCUGAAGUACGUCAAGAGCGCGAAGGCGGCGACGGACAUGCCCGCAUCGGUGCCCGAGUUCAUUUCGCAACGUCGUCGAUGGCUCAAUGGUUCUCUCUUCGCGAGUGUGCACGCCACAAUCAUGUUCUUCCGCAUCUGGACGUCCGGCCAGAACUUCUUCCGCAAGAUCGUUCUACAGAUCGAGUUCAUCUACAACGCCGUUCAACUCAUCUUCACCUGGACUUCCCUGGCCAACUUCUACCUUGCGUUCUUCUUCCUUGUCAGCUCGGCGACGGACGAGGCAGGCGAAGACGACGCGUUCAACUUCCUCAGCAAGGGCGCUGGGAAGAUCGUCUUCGAGGCGUUCCUCAAGCUCUACCUCGGCCUUCUCUUUCUCGUUACUGUUUGCUCGCUCGGCAACCGGCCACAAGGUUCAAAAUGGACAUACACGAUCGCUAUGAUACUCUUCGGCUUGUGUAACUGUGUCACGCUCUGGUGCGCAGGAUGGACCAUCUACCUUGCUUUACCACACACGGUCGCUGGCUGGGAGGACUUUCCCGAACUGGUCAAGACGAACAAGACUUUGCAGGAGCUCGUCAUCUCCAUCGCCGCGACAUACGGUCUAUACUUCUUUGCGAGCUUCCUCCACUUCGAGCCGUGGCACAUGUUCACCUGCUUCAUUCAAUACCUGUUCUUGCUCCCGUCUUACGUGAACAUUCUCAUGAUGUACGCGAUGUGCAACUUGCACAAUGUGUCCUGGGGUACCAAGGGUGACAAUGGUUCAACCAAAGACCUCGGCGGCGCGAAGAAGGUCAAGAACAGCGACGGCAAGGAAGUGCUCGAAGUCGAUUUGCCAACGCAGCGCGAAGACAUUGACCAGCUAUGGGGCGCCGCGCAAAGUGCCCUCCGUCAUCCGCCACCCAAGGAGAAGGAGCAUCGUGACGCUGCGACGAAGCAGGCCGAUCAUGACCGCAACAGCCGUACCAACGUCGUGCUGUCCUGGGUCGGCACCAACAUUGCACUCAUCGUCGUCUUCACCUCUUCUGGGUUCACAGACUUUGUGCAGAAGCACAUCCAGACAGACGCCAGCAGUAACUUCAACCCUUAUUUGAGCUUCCUGUUCAUCGCGCUCGCCGGUCUCUCGGCGGUCCGCUUCACCGGAUGUGUUCUCUACCUUCUAUUCCGCCUCUUUGGCCACUAA